Cuscuta campestris is the source of this 790-nucleotide messenger RNA. NCBI's taxonomy places the organism in Eukaryota, Viridiplantae, Streptophyta, Magnoliopsida, Solanales, Convolvulaceae. The record is from the annotation of a GenBank genome assembly.
AUGACCCUGAAUUUUCACAACACAAAUUUAAUAUAUAAACUUCAAGUGAUAGUUAUUUAGAUUGCGGUGAAAAAUAAAAGAUGGCGGCAAAACAAAGGUCGUCCGUCGUGAUCAUGCUCUACUUGGUGCUGUGCGGCGGCGCAUCAGGGCGGCGGGCCACCACCACGCGGGACUGCAUGCGGCAAAUGAGCGAGCCGAAGCUGGUGGCGCAGGACGCCAUCGCGAUGGGCAUCGACGAAGUCAAGUCGGUCAAGGGUUUCGUCGGCCGGCUGGUGAGCCUCAAGAGCCUCCAGUUCCGGGAGAACGCGGCUGAGCUCCACACCUGCGCGGAGGGCGUGGCCGGCCACCUGAACGACCUCAACGGCAGCCUCAGCCGCCUGCGCAGGUCGCCGUCGAUGACCGUGGCGUACUCCCGGCCGCUGAAGUUCGCGCUCAGCAGAGCCGUCGCUUCCGCCGACGACUGCCGCACCGCCAUCGGCCACGUGGACGCGGCUUUCGCGGACAUGCUGAUGAGGAAGCUGAAUGACCUGGCGUUGAUCCUUGACGACGUCGAACACCGUGUCUCCAAGUUGAAUGCCGCCAUACAUAAUUGAAGAUAUAAUAAUAUGUCCCCUCAAAAAAAGGGUUUCUAUGUCUCAUUGUUGAGGUUACACUUACGGGUCGUAUGCUACGUACCUUUGUACAAUUAAUAAAAUAAAACAAAUGAAAUAAUCAAGGUCUCUUCGGUCCACAAAUAAAUACUUCUUUCAUCAAAUCUCUCUCCUUCAUCUCAUAAAUUUCUUUUCCUUUC